UUUUAUGCGUAUUCAUUUUUAAUAUGACGAUCAUAAUAUAAUUUCAUAAUACCUAAAUAUGUUGUGUUCAUAUACCUAUUGCCACUAGUACGUGGAUAAUAUUUCAUUGUAUAAUUUAUUGAAGAUUUUAUAGAAAAAUACGCGAGUUAAAAAAAAAAAUCAGCACAUUCAGUCCAUUGACGGUUUCGAUUAAAUUACUCUAUAUUACUUAUUUUUAAUAUGCAUUCUGAAUCGUUAAUUGAAUAUAUGCUCAUAAACUAUCGAUGGGUGUUCGUGGUUUUCUUUCUUUUGCCGUGUACCGUGUUGGGUAAGAUAUGGUCGGUAUUUGAAAAAAGUUUAUGGUCACGUCAUUCCGGACUGGUUCACGAAAAAAAUCUUAGCAACAUUCAACGCCAGAUCCGACAUCGAAAUAAACAUGCUCCCGAUCAAGUUAUGUGUACGGCUAGACCAAGUUGGAGGAGUAUGACUAUAGCUGACAUGGCUUACAAAAAAUACAUGUUCAAUAUAAACGUCCACUUAGAUGGAAUAAUUUUGAUCGACACUGAGACUCGAGUAAGCAAUCGCACCUAUAGUAAUACCAAGAUAGUCAGAGUAGAACCGGGUAUUACCAUGGGGCGAUUGAUUCCUAUUUUGAUUGAAUCCGGUUGGACGGUACCCGUGGCCUUGGAUAUGGAAGAUCUAACUAUCGGCGGUCUGGUUAUGGGAAUUGGAUUGGAAUCGUCAUCGCACAAAUUCGGAUUAUUUCACGAAUCAUGUAUACGUUAUGAACUCAUUACGGCCAAUGGCGAUUUGAUUAUAUGCUCAAAGUCAGUGAAUACAGACGUUUUCGAGUCCGUACCACAUUCGUAUGGCACUUUGGGAUUUUUAACAGCAGUCGAUAUUCAAAUAAUACCUGCGAAAAAAUAUGUGAAACUCAAGUACCACCCAAUUCAUACUUUAGAAAAAAUGGAAUCCAGAUUGAUUGCGGAAAUUAGUAAUUUAGAACAUAAUGAUUUUGUCGAGCUUUUAAUAUAUAACAAAGACGAAGGAGUUUUGAUGACUGGAAAAAUGACAGACGGCUAUAGAGACACUGAAAAAAAUGUGAACAGAAUUGGUCGAUAUUAUAAACCAUGGUUUUUUAAACACGUUGAAUCGUUCCUAAUGACAUGGAAAAUUGGCGAGGAAUAUAUUCCGCUAAAAGAUUAUUAUUUUAGACAUAAUAAAUCAUUAUUUUGGGAAAUCCAGGAUAUAAUACCUUUCGGAAAUCAUCCAGUUUUUCGUUAUCUACUAGGAUGGUUGAUGCCAGCAAAGGUAGCUUUAUUGAAAUUGACACAAACAGAUACAAUCAAACAGUUAUAUGAUAAACAUCAUUUCAUAGAUGAUUUCAUAUUACCAAUUUCCAGUUUGAAAAAAUCGGUUGAAAAAUUUCAUACAACUCUCAAUAUUUAUCCAAUUUGGGUUUGUCCACUUGUUUUGCGUCCAGGAAAAGGUCUUAUACAUUCAUACACAGCAGUAGACAAUAUGUACAUUGAUAUUGGAUUAUAUGGUGAACCUAAAGUCACUAAAUAUAACACGGCUAUUUUAAGAGAUUUAGAAAUAUUUGUACUUAAAUUAAAAGGAUUUAAGAUGAUGUAUGUAGGUACAUAUUUAAAUAUAGAUGAGUUCAAGACAAUGUUUGAUCAUCGAUUGUAUGAUCAAAUAAGACAACAUCUUGGGUGUAAAUCAAACUUUCCAGAAGUGUAUGACAAAGUAAAUAGGGAAGUUAGAGUAUAAUAUUAUGUUUAAAUUUAUAUUAAAUAAAAUUUUUUUUAUAAAAUCAUGAACUUACGUAUAAUAUAUUAUUAUAUUUUAACUACACAUAUUUUAUAAUACAAAAUCUUUAUUUCAACUUCAAAUUAAGAUAGUUACCAAAAGAUAAGAAAGUGUUAAUAAAUAUGAAAAAUAAAUAAUUUAUCAACAUUAGGUCCGUCAAUGAUUUAAAAUAACAAUAUA
Molecule: messenger RNA, 1971 nt
Organism: Melanaphis sacchari
Lineage: Eukaryota; Metazoa; Arthropoda; Insecta; Hemiptera; Aphididae
Product: delta(24)-sterol reductase-like
Exons: 10
Coding region: 220-1752 (510 amino acids)
Biological process (GO): steroid metabolic process
Cellular component (GO): cytoplasm; membrane
Molecular function (GO): FAD binding; Delta24(24-1) sterol reductase activity
Source: RefSeq, a predicted model, not a curated record